AUGCAUACUCUGCCGAUCACCCUCGACUACACUCUCCGCGAUCUCUACUCAAUCGAUUCCGAAGAUGACCCGAACAACGUCCUGAUCUACUACCCUCUACAAUUUGGCCAUAACCACGAGGGAGCAUCGGCAAAGUUUGCAUACGAAUACAGGGUGGAAGAUGACUCUGAAGAUGCGGCGUCAUCCCUCACAAUGGCAGCCAACAUGGUGCCACAGCGGUACGCGUUCUCGGCGGGCAAGAUGCCUCUGGUGAUCCUGGACUUUCCUUCGAAGGAAUCAGACAGCGAAAUUCAACCCGAUUGUGAAAGAAAAGGUCCCCUGCCUCUUCAUCAAAUUGAUAUCCACCGAACUUUCGCCCAGUUACAGCACCACCAGCGACCAGCCGUGAGCUUUGCAAAGAGCCCAGACAGCAUCGAGCUAGGCUUGAACGCAAAGAUCGCAGUUCUUCUGCCCACCGACUGUCUCACGCAUCUACCUCAUCUCACCUGUCCCGAGACGCAUUACGAGAUCCUGUCAAAGCGUGGACUUGCAAUGUCCGGCCUGCCCACGCCGCCGUCUCGCGUGAUCGACACCAUCCUGAUCGACUCCGAGGAUCCUACUCUUCUCGCAGAAGAGACCACCCGAAUGACAGAGUCCAUCGACCAACACGCCCUUCCAUUCAUGGUGAAGCUCCCCCAGUCAAUCUCCGGAAUGGGCACCUUCGCCAUCACCUCCGAAGCAGAGCGCGCACACGUCAAGGCCAUGCUACAAACCCAGCUCGGCUCCAUGCUGCGCCAACUCAACCACUCCAAUCACCACCUGUACCCCUGCUCCAUUGUCUUGCAGGAUUUUGUCUCCGGCCCGGUAGUAGCGCUGUCACUCUUCGUCACGAAAACCGGAUCCCCCAUCUUCAUCGCCUGCUGUGAGCAGCUCUUCGACGACCACUCGCACUGGAUCGGCGGGUCGAUCUCAUACGCCCAGCAAGCUCACUUCCAAACGACAUUCUCCGCGCUCGUGGACAAAAUCGCUGCGUUCCUGCAUCGCAAGGGAUAUCAUGGCCCUGCUGGUGUGGAUAUCGUCACUGAUACGCGCACGGGCGAGCAGAUGGUGAUUGACCUGAAUGUUCGGGUGACGGGGACGUUUCAUCUGGGGCCUCUGAGGGGACAUUUUACGAGUCGGGGGCUGGGAGAGGUGGCGAUGACGACGGGGGAUUUCUUUUGCUCGAGGGAUUUGUUUGAGGGAGUUUUUGCGGAUGAGAUUCAGAGGGGGAGUUUGAUUGUCAGUGGCUGGGUUCAUGGCGAGGGAGCGAAGAGCCAUGCAGCGAUUACGGUGGGAGCUGGGGAUGUCGGUGAGUUGCAGGAGUUUCUUGCAAGGGUGAGGGCUGCUGGGUUGCCGAAUUAA
Messenger RNA from Aspergillus steynii IBT 23096, 1380 nucleotides. RefSeq names its product putative solid-state culture specific protein. The record is from RefSeq and is a predicted model, not a curated record. Lineage: Eukaryota; Fungi; Ascomycota; Eurotiomycetes; Eurotiales; Aspergillaceae. Bases 1 to 1380 code for a protein of 459 amino acids. The transcript has a single exon. Gene Ontology annotation, molecular function: metal ion binding; ATP binding.